GGCCAUGCUGUCAUCAUCGGCGAAGUACUCUUAAGUUUCCUAAUCAGUUCAUGAACGCGCUUUUACGAGCGUCGAUUAUAAGGAACCCAGGAUAGAAGAGGGAAUAUCGGACCACAUUUAAAGACCGUUAGCAGACCAGCCCGCCGGAGAGAAACCCAGAGAGAGCAGUCAUGGCACCGGCCGUCGGAGGACCCGUGGGGUACACCCCGCCCGAGGGCGGCUGGGGAUGGGCGGUGGUGGCGGGAGCCUUCAUCUCCAUCGGCUUCUCCUACGCCUUCCCCAAGUCCAUCACCGUCUUCUUCAAGGAGAUCGAGGUCAUCUUCAACGCCACCAGCAGUGAGGUGUCCUGGAUCUCCUCCAUCAUGCUGGCCGUCAUGUAUGGCGGGGGGCCAAUCAGCAGCAUCCUGGUGAAUAGGUACGGCAGCCGUCCAAUCAUGAUGAUCGGGGGGUGCCUGUCUGGCUGCGGAUUGGUGGCGGCCUCGUUCUGCAACACAGUGCAGGAGCUGUACUUCUGCGUGGGAGUGGUGGGAGGCCUGGGCCUGGCCUUCAACCUGAACCCGGCCCUGACCAUGAUCGGGAAGUACUUCUACAAGCGCCGCCCCAUCGCCAACGGCAUCGCCAUGGCGGGCAGCCCCGUCUUCCUGUCCACGCUGGCGCCGCUCAACAGCUGGUUCUACGACCAGUUCGGCUGGCGGGGCAGCUUCCUGAUCCUGGGGGGCCUGCUCCUCAACUGCUGCGUGGCGGGGUCCCUGAUGCGGCCCAUCGGCCCCAAGCCCCAGCCCCCGGCCCCCGUGGAGGAGGCCAAAAGGGCUGGGGGCCCGGCCGAGCCCCGGAGGACCCUCAUGCAGAGGAUCAACGCGGUCAUCGACCUCACGCUGUUCAUGCACCGGGGGUUCCUCCUCUACCUGCUGGGCAACGUCAUCAUGUUCUUCGGCCUCUUCGCGCCCCUGGUCUUCCUCAGCAACUACGCCAAGAGCAAGGACAUCUCCAAGGAGAAGGCGGCCUUCCUGCUGUCGGUGCUGGCCUUCGUGGACAUGGUGGCCCGGCCCUCCAUGGGGCUGGUGGCCAACACCCGGCUGGUGAGGCCCAGGAUCCAGUACUUCUUUGCGGCCUCGGUCCUGUACAACGGGGUGUGCCACGUGUUCGCGCCCAUCUCCGUGGACUACACGGGCUUUGUGGUGUACGCCAUCUUCUUCGGCUUCGCCUUCGGCUGGCUGAGCUCGGUGCUGUUCGAGACGCUCAUGGACCUGGUGGGCGCCCAGAGGUUCUCCAGCGCCGUGGGGCUGGUCACCAUCGUGGAGUGUGGACCUGUUCUGCUGGGGCCCCCCAUGCUGGGCAAGCUGAACGACGUCUACCACGACUACAAGUACACGUACCAGGGCUGUGGCAUCAUCCUAAUCGUGGCCAGCUUCUUCCUGUUCGUGGGCAUGGGCAUCAACUACCGGCUGCUGGACAAGGAGAAGAAGGCGGCCGAGAGGAAGGCCAAGCUGGAGUCCAAGGACGAGGCGCGGAGCGCGGCCAAGGACCCUGAGCACGAGGCGGCCGUCCCUCUGACCGCCCCCGACAUGUCCAAAAUGGCGGAAGACACGGUGUAACGCCCCUCCCCCUUAGAGGGAGGGGGCGGGAGCUUCUCGCGUCUCCCCGCCUGUUCCGUCCACACUGAGAACCGUGUAAACGCGUACUGUACUAGAUAUCACCUGGAUGUAACCCCCCAACCGGGUUUGGCUGAGAGCAGUAUUUAUUCAGGAAAUGGCGGCUGUUAACCCCCCCCCCCCCCCCCCCCAGCCACCCUCUUUACCAACAUUCACCUCCUGAACCAACCAACUUACCCUCACCACCCAACCCCCCCGAAGAUUUCCCCCAAAAUUCCGACAGGACUUGAGUCUCAGUCCAGGUGAAGCCCAGUGUUGUCAGUACUUCGCCUGAUCGUUGUUGCCUUGUGACCAACAUUCACCUCCUGAACCAACCAACCUAACCACCCACCCCAACAUUUCCCCAAAGAUUUUGGCAAGACUUAAGAGUCUCAGUCCAGUUGAAGCCCAGUGUUCUCAGUACGUUGCCUGAAAACAUUGUCGCCUGGCAAAGAUGCGUUCUGGCAACGUUGUGAGAACGCUGUGUUUUAGUUUUAGGCCCGAGGUGAAGCAGUCCAGCUUCCAGACACCGCAGUACCUAGGCUCAGGUGAACUCAGGAACGAGAGAACUCCAACCUGAUGCACUUGUACUUGUGUUUGAUCUGCACUUCGUUGUAUGUCGCUAAGAGCGUCUGCUAAAUGCCAUGUAAUGUAAUGAUGCAUUUCAUGUGACGUAGGCAAUGUCUGUGUGGAUCACAAUGGGGGGUGGGGUCAAUGUGAGACCUCCUGAAUACCCCCCCCCCCCCCACUCCCUCACCAUCUCCUCCCACCCUGUGUAGGCAAGAAGCUGCAAUAUCUAUUAUCUGUGAGUAGAUCCUUCUGGAACAGCUCUGGGCACUUUCAUAGCAGGCCUGCUCCUGUCUCCUGCAGGAAUUCUGUGUUACAGGAACACCUCGUUUGGUCCUGUCUUGAGAUUGAUUUGUUUUUUUUGUAUGUUCUUCUUUUUUUUAUGGUCACCUUUGAUCCCUGUAAAUGUCCACAGAAAUAGCACCUGCCCCAUUCCCCGAUUUAUGGAGGCUGAAGUAAAUGGCGUGAUUAUUUCUGGCCACGCGUCGUCGUCCGAGGAGAGGCUUACUUUGGCCAGGGAUUUUUCAGCUCGCACUGCGACGGGCAGAGUCGCUGGAGAGAAAGUGGGCUCCAGCUGCCAUACACUUCUGAGUGGACUCAAUACUCAAAUACUCAUUUGCUCUUGGUUCACCUCCAUUAAAUUCACACAAUAGUAAUUGAACAUGAUGUCUAUAAGAACAUGCCAUCCUGAGGGGAUAUUAGUAUUAGUAUUAGUAUUAUUAUGAGUACGAUUAUUAGUUGUCGUAUUAUUAUAUGAGGAAUAGACUAAUGUACAGCAAAGCUAUACAUCGUAUUAUCUCUAUAAAAUUGUGUUAUCUCUGAAAGCAGAAACGGUGGAUGUGUGUUCAAAUCUGAGGCAGGACUGAGGUUUGCUAUUCUUCAAACAGUUGAUUUCGGCGAUGUAAGGUGAAUGUCAGCGAUUCGGCCGAGCACCCAGUCGGUUGUUACUCCGUCUCCGUUGUGAGUAACAGACCAGAGGCCUUUGCAGCUCGACGCCGGCCCCUGACCCCCUGAAAGCACAAGAAUAAGAGUAAAGCCAGGAGGACUCGGCCUUCAGUCCUCCCAAUAAACGCCAGACCUAAUAAGGAGUCCGAGUCUCCCAUCAAUCUUUCGUUUACCAGUGUUUGAACAAUGUCGUGAGCUUCUUCCUCCGGGUCCUAUCGGCCUUGGUUUUUAAACUCAGUUUCCCAUGAUACCACGCUGAAUCUCUCGCUGUAGAUGGCCACUUUGAAGGAGUUUUUCCCCCUUUUUCCCCCCAGCCUCCUGUUAAACAGCGUACCUACCCGCUCCAUUUUCCAGUCUUCUCACCCCUCAUGACCACAUCCAGUGAGAAAGGCAAAUUUGCUACGCUUUGCCGUUUUAUACAGGCUCUCCAAUUCUGUCCAAUUCUGUCCUCGCAUAAUUGUUUAUCUUUUCCAUACUUUAUACCACCAAUAACGAGUCUUUUAUAUUUAGCUAUUCCUUUUUAGAAUUUUCUUUACAUGUUUAGCUUUUUUUUUAAAGAUUAUCGGUAGAAUUGAACUCAUAGUUAUGUACACCUGUAAAGCACUUUGGUAAGAAUUUAAUACUCAAAACAGAAGCUCUUUACUGGUGUGUAUUCAUAUGUAUGUUGUGUAUAUAACUAGGCAGUGAGUACAGUAACAUUUAGAAAGCAUUGGAGCACUCACCGAUUCAAGGUUGCGGCAGCCUUAAGUGUAGUGGUCUAUGACUGCCCCCUUGUGAAAUAUCACCAGACACUUGUGCCUUAUUCAAGCGAAUGGUAUUUUUGAGUAACAUCUGAGCAUUCAUAGGUUGUAGGCUGUCAAUCUUGUGUGUGGCAACCAUGCUUUUUUAAAUUCUUGUGGAAUUAUGAUUUGUACCAAAGGGUCCCCAAUUUGCAGGUGUAAAAAUACAAUCAAAAGCAGUUUGUUGCUGUAGUAUUGGUAUUUUUGAGUGGCUAAAAAUAUUGCUUUUACAGGCCUAAUUUCCCUCAUGGCUUUUUCUGCACUUUGUAUUUAGUGGGAAAGAGUCGGGCUGGCUUAAAAACAUGAAGUUCAGUCAACCGCAUAAAUAUUUUAGUGCAAAUAUACUGACAAAAUAUAUAGCAAUAAUUACGUCAGUACAGUGUUGCAACCUUGCAUAGAGGGCGAAGAUCUACAGAGUUGCAGAGAUCGCAGUCCAACUGAAUCUGCAAUACUGCAUUAGAUUGAUGUCUGCGUGUGGCUACAUUUUAAAUGGUUAGCUAUAGGAAUCGUUCACAAAUCCCUUUAAUGAAUUCAUGGAAUGUAAGCUUGCUAUAUUGAGCCAAAGUUUAUUUGCACAAGCAAGCUGUUCCUCUCUCUUUGAGUGUCUUGUGACAUUGAGAUGCACCAAUAAUAUGGAAAUAAUCUCUUUCAGUCCCAAGAGUGCCGUCUGGUUUAUACCUGUUCAACUAAUCAAAAUGACUGCGAUACUAUUAUUUUGAGCCCCUAUUAUGAAACCCUGCUAAAUGUUCUCAACCAAAGCCAAAACCCCUUGCAAUUUUGGUGGAGCCACUUCAUAUUGGGUGUUCGUCGAUCGCAACUUGUGUGUUUCCAGCUGCAUUUGCAUCCCCAACAUAGGGCCCUUUGAUGUGUCGCCUGACUCUUAGCACUUGGAAACACAACAGCAAAUGUGAGUGUUAGCCAAAAUGGUCGACUUAUCAUUUCCACCUCCAUUUGCUUCCUUGUACGCAUGAUAACCGAAUUUUGAAUGGCGAAUGAACUCAAUGUGAACGUCCGAAUUAAAUUUCACUGACUCGUAGGCAUCCAGAAGUUUGGACUUUUAAAGUAGAGUAUACUCAAGUGAGAUUAUAGCUCUCACGUAUCAGUGCCAAAUCUUUGUUGUCCUUUUUUUUUUUGUAGUACGUAUUCAGAGUGGUCCAUCUUCCGCCUAUGCACAGAGGGUGGUGUGGAGAACCCAUUUGAGUAAUUAGUCGUAGCAGCACAGAACGUGUUCAGAGGUUUGAGAUGAUAAUUGUUGAUAUUUCAAAGGAUGUGUGAGGACUGUGAUUGUAACCCGUCACUGACUGACGAUUUUGGCAAUAAGAAGUAGGGCGAGUGUCCCGACUUGCAUGAACUAAAAUACACGGCUAGCUUGCUCCCGAAGAAGCUUGCCAGGCGACCUUUAUUUCAUUGUAACAAUCUGAACACUUUUUUUUUUUUGAUGAAGGUGGAUUCUACUGAAGGAAACAAAAAAUCUAAAAUAGGACCAGCCAGUUACAUUGCACUGAGAGCCGCAUUGCACUUUCUCAACACUCAACUGGUAUUUCGCCUCUAGCAAAGAAGGGCAAGCUACAGCAAUACUUUAAAAAAACUCACAAGAUUAACCAUUUCAUUAUAAAAUGGGAAAAUUGUUAAGAGGAUUAAUUCAAGAGAUUGUGUAUCCUGUACAAAAAUCUGUUAUGAGUAUAGGCUGGCUUUGCCUUUUGAGAUCCAUCAAUGGGAGUCAUAUUUUGUUUCCCCAUCAGAUGAAAUUGCAGGGUUGUAGUAUUACGUUCAUGAAUUGGCUAAAAAUGCUAUCUCUACUCCUACUUUUUUUUCCCAAUGUUUUGUUCUGUAUUGCAUAUAAUCAAGUUCUGCGUCUGUUUCCAAGUGUCACUGUAUCAUGGACAUUGUGAGAAAAUGAAUAUUUUCUGCUGAAUAUGAUCAAAAGACUGCUGGGAAAUGUAGUUUACUGGCCUCUUACACCUGACAGUUACUGAUUCGGUGCAGGAAAGCAAAGCCUGAUCAUAAAUUUUCUUGUUUUAGGACAGAUGGGGGGGGAAAAAGAAUGUGACAUUGGCUCACUUUUUAACUUUUAUCUGAAAUUGAGGUUAUGGGCCACAUUAUUUUAAUUCAUAUGUAUGUUAGCAUUUGUUUGCUUUUUAAUAUUUACUUAUUGGCAACUGCUCUUCAUUGGUUAUCCAUGAUUGUAUGCAAAUGAACAAAUAACAAACCAAUCUCAUUGUGGAAUGUCACUCUGGGAUCCCAGAAAACGUGCAUUUUCACAGUCAUGGUGGAUGCUUGUGCUAUACUCCUAAACAGUGGUGGAUUUGCCGCAAUAGCAAAGGAGUAAUCACAGCAAGGUUGUUUCAGCGUGCAGAGUAAACUGAUCUGUUUCUGUUUCAACAACAACAACAAAAAUGUGCCCAUUAGUGUUCUAUUGAUGCAAACCAAAGUGCCUGCAGGUUAUCAGCUGUCAUGUGACUCCUGUUGAAGUGCAUUAUGGGGCUUGUAGUCAGGCGCCAGUAGCUGACCCAGUGAGCAAGUAGUUUAGAAGUACAGUAUGCAGAAAUGUCAGCUGGACUAUCUGUGUGUGGCGUGGUGGAAGAUGAGUACUAUUAGUGACUGCAUUGGGAGAUUAGUGGCCUAGUUGAAUUGGGAAAUAAAGGCCACUGGAUUGGAGAGGAUAUUGGGAGAAUUAGGGGUUCUGCACCAGGAUAGAGGUCGAAUGCUGCUUUUCAUUGAUGCAUUUUUUAAAUUAUCAAUUUUUUUUUAUUGGCCAUCAUGGUCUUACGACACAUGCACAAUGCACCAAAACCACCGCCAACAUUCUGAAAUGAAAAAAGUUAAUUGCACAAAGUCUUUGGGGUUAGUGUUUUUACAGAGGUUUUACAGAGAUCUAAAAACUAUCACUGUUUAACUGUGUUGUGUUGGGAGGAUUUUCAUCACUGCUACUACUAUAAUUCAGCAAAAUAUCUGGCUGUUUUAAACAUGUGGAUUCUCACCACGUUUGCUGUUCAGGACAGUGGGUGUAAUAAGGGAGGAAGGAUCUAUUGUAUUUUGUUAAUAGGCCAAGAAAGAAGUCCAACAUUUUGCCAGAGUCGAUAUGACUUGCGAACAAGUAAAUAUAAUUAAAAUCAAUGAACGCACUGCAGUUUCAACCAAGAAUGUGGUUCCAGUUCCCAGAGCCACUUUCUGCCCCAUUUCCACCGCUGCUUAUGAAUAUAGGCACAGCCAAGUAAAGUGGAUGAUUGCACACAUUUCAUUUGGUCUUAUACAAUGUACAGCUGUUUGCUAAUGUAUUUCUGUUUGUUUACUAUUAGAGCACUUAGAAAAUAUGCAGUGUUAUUUCUGGCUACUGAGUGGAUUUCCGAGAAGGGCAGUUAAAUAUUAAUUGUGUACUGAAAUAACUGUAAGUCAUGCUGCCAUUUGAAAUGUAAAGACACAAAGAUAACCUAAUUUUUCUAACACUUUGUUCACCUGUAUUUGUUCUGAAGACUCCAUUCAUUCAUUCCAGUCGAUAGGAAUUCUUGUACUUUUGCUUUUGCCUCAAUCUACAGACUUAAACUAUGCACAUUGAGCAGACACAUUUUGGCAUUUGUGGGAUUUCAUAGUUAAGAGCAUCGUUGUGUAAUUGUAUGAUUUUGGAGCUCUUGAUGACAUAGUAACACAUCUUUUUCAACAUGUGGCAACAACAAGUGUCAAAAAACCAACAAGCGCAAUAAGUCUGUAUAAGUGACUGUGAUGAUAAUGUUUAUAUGGCCUUCUGUUGUCCUUUUAUGAAUGGGCGGAUGAAUAAACUAUUUUAAACAUU
Molecule: messenger RNA, 7712 nt
Organism: Conger conger (European conger)
Lineage: Eukaryota; Metazoa; Chordata; Actinopteri; Anguilliformes; Congridae
Product: monocarboxylate transporter 1-like
Exons: 5
Coding region: 171-1595 (474 amino acids)
Biological process (GO): transmembrane transport; monocarboxylic acid transport
Cellular component (GO): membrane
Molecular function (GO): monocarboxylic acid transmembrane transporter activity
Source: RefSeq, a predicted model, not a curated record